This is a messenger RNA of Quercus robur (English oak), 732 nucleotides long. RefSeq lists its product as uncharacterized. The transcript has a single exon. Lineage: Eukaryota; Viridiplantae; Streptophyta; Magnoliopsida; Fagales; Fagaceae. Bases 1 to 732 code for a protein of 243 amino acids. The record is from RefSeq and is a predicted model, not a curated record.
AUGGACAGGACAACAAAUUCACCUUUUACUACGGCAGUCCUGGAAUGCCCAGUGCCGUCAAAAUUUCACCUACCUCAGCUUGAGCCGUUUGACAGACUUAAGGACCCCCUGGACUACCUCAACACAUUUAAGAUGACACUAGGCCUUCAACAGCCUUCUGACGAAAUUCUAUGUCGUUCUUUCCUCACCACUCUCAAAGGAGCUGCAAGGGAGUGGUUCAUGAAGUUACCAACAUCGUCCAUCGACAACUUUAAGCAGUUGGGCAACGCCUUUUUGCGCCACUUCGUUGGGGGACAACGCUUGAAGAGGCCAGCAGAUCACUUACUCACCAUUAGACAAGGGGAGAAAGAGACCCUGAGGUCGUAUAUGAAACGCUUUACUCGGGAGACUUUAGAGGUAGACGAAACUGGCGACAAGGUGCAGUUAACGACCUUUAAAGCUGGAUUGAAAUCUAGGGAGUUCGUGGUUUCACUCGCGAAGAAUCCUCCUAAGAUGAUGGUAGAGAUGCUCCUGAAGGCACAGAAGUACAUGAACGUUGAAGAUGCUUUAGCCGCGAUAAAGGAUGUGAAAAAGACCAGCGACAAGGGAAUGAAGGAAGACGAUCGCAGAGGAAGAAAAAGGGAGCGCCCAAAUCGUCAGACUAAAGAUGAGAGUAAAAGGAAGGAUGAGAAAAAUCCUCAAAUGGUAAAAUUCACUCCUUUAGUUAUGCCUGUUGACAAAAUUUUGGCUUAG